AUGGCAGAGCCUGCCUCGGCCGUCCUGAGUUUUGUUGUCGCCGGACUUGCAACCUGGAAAAGAAUCGAAAGGAUCAUCAACUCGGCAAAGAAUGCGCCACGAAAUGUCAAACAUUGGAAGGUGGUGGGAGGACUGUUAACCCAAUCCCUUACUGUGAUGCAGAAGAGGAUUGCCCUUCGAGAGGCAGAUUUGACCAAGACAGAGGUGAAUCUUUUUGAAGCCAUCAGAAAGUUUACAAACGACUUCAAAAGUGAUCUCUUAACCUUGGAAAAAACAAUACAGACACAAAGCAGGAGUAAUAGAUAUUGGAACGCAAUCCGACAGCCGUCUGGACCGGAUCAAGAUCUAUUCGAAAGAGUCAGUCGCAAUGUUCAGAUCUUCCAACUAAGCGCUCAAGCUCUACAAUUACUAGACCCGUUGCAUGCUGUUCCUAGCCGCGGAGUCAAAGACUUGCUAGAGGGCAUCAGCGAAGAGAAACUCAGGGUUAACCCAACCGAACGAGUAAACAUCGACGAAGAGCCCGACCUGAGAAGUUGGAGAGAGGCGAUUGAAGAUGUGGCAGAUGCCGCAGUCCAAAGCGAGUUUCCCGACCCCAUAGCUGAUAUCUCAGCAAUAGCGGCGCCAAAUGCACCUAAUAGGGACGAAAUACCAAGACGGCUUUCAGGCAUCACUGCCAAAGAGUUGAGAUACAGAUUUGACGCGGCGAUCUUGAGAGCGGAACGAAUGUACAACGCUGGGAUACCGGAACUUGCGAAAAGACAAUACGACAAAGCAAUGAAAUACAAAGGACGAAUGGACGAAAGUGCCAUGAGCGAUGUGGAUUUGGUGGGCCUGGAGAUAUCCUACAUCAAAACCCUUAACGCCUGUGAGCCAUAUGACAAGUCGUGUGAAGCCCUUGCUUUCGAACGGUUGCAAAACCUCAAGAAUAAGCUUAUCGGACAAUCCGGCUCCAAUGACGACCUACAACAUCGCACUAAACAGAAAGAGGCGGUUGGGUUUCUGUGUAUCGACCUGCGCGACCGCAAAGGAGCGAUAAAGCUUUUGCGAGAAUCGCUCGAUGGUUACUUGUCUAAGCCGGACGAGUUUAGGGAGAAGAUAAGGCUGAUAUCGAGGGUGAUAUGUGAGCAGUAUGGGUAUGAAGGGAAAUGGCAUAAGCUCGAUGCUUUCAAGAGGUUACUGUCCGAGAAUCCGCGGUAUGACCCCACUUGGGAACGCAGUACACUUGAAAGAACGAUCGCAUGGUGCCGUGAACACGGGUUCCAAGCUAUGGAGGAUAAAGGAAGCCUUUUUAUACCCAAGGACAAUUUCGCCAACACAACGCCACUCCACAAGGCAGCUACAGACACAAAGGUUCCGCCGGAUAUUGUUCGUCAGCUCAUCCUCGCAGUGGAACAUGCGAUACAGGAUAAGGACGGCGACACGCCUUUACUGGUGGCUGUUCAACACUCCAACAAUACAGCACUGCGAGAACUGUUGCGAGUUACUGACUCCGUCCAUGUGUGGAAUGCCAAAGGACAGACGCCACUACACUUGUGCGAGAACGAGGCGACGUUAAAGUUACUACUCGAAGAGAUUCAGAGGCCGAUUCCUCGUUCACCACCACAAGAACGAAAACGAAAAGCGAGAGUCAAGCUCAUCAAUAUAGACUCACUCGAUGCCUAUGGCUCAACAGCUCUGCAUCAGGCAUGCGACAAAGGAGACUUGGGAAUGGCUAGACUGCUGAUAGAAGGAGGCGCAAAUGUCAAUCUAGUCUCCGGACUGAACGAAACACCUCUAAUGAUCACAUGCGCUCCAAGCGGGUCCAAGGGCAAAGGGAAAUUGAAUAAAGACAGGCAACAGAUCUUGGAGAUGCUGGUGAAUCGCAAUGCAAACACGGAAUGUAAGGAUAGCCAAGGAAAGCCGGCGGUACACCAAAGCCUUAAGAAGAGACUGUACAGCGAGGCGGAGAUUGAAGUAAUGCUUUCUCCAGACCCAGGUUGGCGCUUCAAUAGGAGUCGGGACAAAGGGAGAAACUCACAGUCUUCCGCAGUCACUGGUGCUACUAUGUCACCCGUUGAACUGGCGGUAGACACCUCAACGGAGCCAUUCGAACUUGAAGCAAUCAAUGGAGGCGUCUUGACACCGCCUUCUAGCUGUGACGAACCGAUUCAUUCAGCUUCCUCCUUUUCUGGGCCCCAGGUGGAAGAGAUAGAGUGGUCAAUGUCGGGUGCACUCCCGGCUGGACCGUCCGAAGCGCCUCAACCAUCAGGCCAAAAGUUCUUGGCGAGGGAAAAGGAAGGAAUUAUACAAAGAAUGACGAGAAGAGGAACGAACAGACUAAGACAACGGCAUUAG
Fusarium coffeatum is the source of this 2334-nucleotide messenger RNA. RefSeq lists its product as uncharacterized. Lineage: Eukaryota; Fungi; Ascomycota; Sordariomycetes; Hypocreales; Nectriaceae. The record is from RefSeq and is a predicted model, not a curated record. The transcript has 2 exons. Bases 1 to 2334 code for a protein of 777 amino acids. Gene Ontology annotation, molecular function: protein binding.